AAAAAACUUGUACUUUUAAAGAAAAUGGAGGACAAAAGAAUGGCCAUGUUAGUGGUGAUGAUGUUGGUGAUGGGGAACAUGUUGAUCGAGACAGAGGCUGUUUUGUCUUUCCCAGUAUGUUACGCAGGUUGUCUUGCGGGGUGUGGUGUUUUAUCCUUCGGUUUUAAAAAAUUACUAUGUCCUAUUAUGUGUAUCAAGGACUGUAAACGUCGUACACUUUCUGUUAAGGCAAAAUCAAAAACUGAUUAUUACUGCAACCUCGGAUGUGCUACCGAUCGUUGUGCUUCAUCCUCAUCAAUCGACGACAAAGAUCAUGUGCAGAAAGUUUCAGUAUGCGUGGAUUCAUGUUCAGAGACGUGCAGCACGUGCUCCCACAAGAACUAAAAACCGCGCUUUUGAUUUUUCUUCUAUAUUAUGGAAAUUACUGUCUAAAUUAUAAACCAGUAGUAUAGUAUGUACCGAUUAAUAAAACCAUCCACAUCCAAAGUAAAGAGACUUCA
Camelina sativa (false flax) is the source of this 500-nucleotide messenger RNA. Its product is annotated as thionin-like protein 1. Lineage: Eukaryota; Viridiplantae; Streptophyta; Magnoliopsida; Brassicales; Brassicaceae. The record is from RefSeq and is a predicted model, not a curated record.